Molecule: messenger RNA, 4316 nt
Organism: Ectocarpus sp. CCAP 1310/34
Lineage: Eukaryota; Phaeophyceae; Ectocarpales; Ectocarpaceae
Source: the annotation of a GenBank genome assembly
AUGAACCAAAUGUACACCCCGGGAGAGACGGAGAAAGCUAUUGUUGCCUACUCAAGGGCUGCCGACUUGGCACCAACCCUCGCUGCCCCGAGAGUCAAUCUCGGGGCACAGCUACUCCAGAGUGGCCGCUUGGCGGAAGCAGAAGUGGUGCUUUUGAGUGCCGCGGAGCGCGCGCGUGAUGACCCUAUUAGUCUGGCUGCUACGUACUCCAACCUGGGAGCGGUAUUGAAGCGCAGCGAGAAGCCUGAAGAGGCCUUAGAAUACUACUCCCGGGCAGUGCGGUCGGGAGCCGGACGCCCAUCGUUGGUGCACAUCGCCAAGCUCCACCAUGAGCUUGGGCGAUCAGAGCAGGCUCGUGAGGCGUGCCGAAAGGCGAUGCUUGAGGAGGGAGACUCGCUGGACGCCUCCCCGCUGCUGGUGACUGGUCUGAUCCUAGAAAGCCUGGGCAACGUCGGAGAGGCGGCCGACCACUUUACGAAAGUUGUCCAUCAAGAUGCCGAGAAUCUUGAAGCGACGAUGCAUCUGGGCGCCUGUCAACAGCGUCUCGGACAGCACCACGAGGCUCUUGCGUCUUUCCUCGCCGCGUCUCGGUUGCAACCAGACAAUCCUGUGAUUUACGAAUCGCUACUCUCUACCGUGAGCGACGCGAAGAGAGCCACCGGCAAGGAGGUCGACGACAAUGAAAAUGGCGAUGUCGGCGACAGAAAUCCUGAGCCGGAGGGACACGUUGCUGCAGACGCACUCGAUGAAGAGACUUCCCCUGAGCUGGUUGUGGAGCAAGCGGGGAGUGCGAAGUUCGUGGAUGUCGAGAGAGCUGGUGGACGACAGGAGGGGAGCAAUGAUGGCGUCGUAGCCGUCGAGGCAGAUCUGGCGGCCCAAUCCACUGGAGGCCUCGAGGAACAAGACUCGCUAGACCCACAGAACCUUCGUGCGGUAGACGUAGGGAGCAAACCCCAUGGCGAAGGCAGCAAAGCAGGUUUCCCGGCAGCAGCGACAGCAGCAGCGACAGCAGCAAUGAAAGAAACGGGGAGGGUGGAGGAUUUCGGGCAAGCUGCAAGCAGCGGCGACAGUCGUGGUCAUGUGCUGCCGGUUGGGAAUGCAGCGAAAACCGUGCCCGGCAGUGGUGGUGCAGGUUCCUCCGUGCGGCAAGACUCGGCUGAAAUGCGACGGCAGUCUGAGUCUCUCAGGGACGACGAUGCCGUGCCGACGACAACCCGAGGAUUUUUCGGCAAGCAAGUGCCAGAGGGACCCACAAAAGCCGCCGUUACUGCCACUCCCUCCGCUGUCAUCCUCACUACUCUGACCGGCACAGGUGGGGAAGGGGAUGCUAAGGCCGAGGGUGCCGCCGUCGCAAACCUAGCCGAUGAAACGCUGUUGCCUCAUGAUCCUUCACCGGAUGGGAUCAUAGGUGUUCAGCCUUCUGAGGGUAUUAGCGGCAGCGAGGACGAGGGCAUGGCGAUGGCGGUGGACGGCAACGGGCUGGCAACGGGCACACAGGAGACACAUGCACAGGGGACACCAGCAAGUAGUAGCGGCACAGAACCCUCUGUUCCAGCGAAGGCAACCGAUCUUGAUUUAGGCAUAAUCGAGGAAGCGCUAGCCGUACGACAUGACGACAACAUUGGUUCAACUAUGGCCGGCCGUAUUGGCAACCAAGGCACUGCGGAUGACAUCGAACAAGGCGGAAGGCAUGUGCUACCGUCAAGUACUGAACUACCUGUUCCAAACGGUAACGGAAACGUAGAGGGUACGGCUGUGGUAGGUCUUGAUCAGGCGGAGGCUUAUGCCUUGGCCACACGCAAAACCAAACUUGGCUCGUCGUCCAAGGAAGAGGAAGGGGGGGAGCGUGGCCCAGCGGUACCCGGUUUGGAAGUCCAGGUGGUGGAAGAGGAGGAGGACGAGAAGGAGAACGAAAGGCAAGCGAAUGGGAGAACCGUGCCGGCAACAGCUGCUGAAAGAGAGUUCGCAUCGCCUUCAUUGAACGCCGCCAAUGAGGCACAGACACCCGACGGCGCCGCUGACGCCGACAAUGAGGGCGACGGCCCUAUGGGGUUAGUUGAGGAAGAUGGCAGCGUCGAUGGAGGAAGCGACUCAUUCGAGGAGGGUGACAUAGCAAGCCGUGACCCAGUGGCUGAUGUCAUUCACCCUGCAGAGCCUUCUUUGGGAAACGCUAAUGGUAACAAGGUGAGCGGAGAUGGUCACGAUAUCGCCAACAGACUGGGCACCAACAACCCAGUUGGGCCAGAGGACGAUGCAACGGCACCGGCUGGCGGCAGCGUUGACGCUGUACCUGAAAAGUCAGUCGACGAGGAGGCGGUGCACACAGUAGGCGAAAAGGCUGUGGUGCAGGGAGAGACAGAAGAAGCCGAGGCACGAAGAGAUUCACCUGAGCGGGAGCUGGUAGAUGGCGUGGGAGCUGCUGAUGUUACGGUGGGCACACAAAGCGAGGAACUCGACCUCCUGCCGACAACAGUCGAUACGCCAGGAGCAAAUGGUGGCUUCUUCUCGGAGCAAAUCACUAAUAGCCUGGGAGAGCAAGCCAAGGAGGGUGUUUCAGAGGAAUCUAUUGAUGGGGACAACAUCGAGCAAGUCUCUACUAGUCCCGGAGAACAUGCGAAGGAGAGUAUCACAGAGGACGUUUUGGAUCGGGACGACAUCGUUGAAGCGCGUGCCCCAACCACUAUCGAGGCCGGUACUGCUGAUGAUGGGACGGAUGAAGCCACGGUAGGCAACAGUCGUAGCAGUGGUGACGCUGGUGGUGGAAGCGGGGAUAUUACUGCCAAUGGGGUGCCGAAGGGGCCAGAGAGCGAUGAAACUGAGGCGGGUACUGCUGAUUCUGUUGAUGAUGUUGCAGAAGUGCCUGCUAGUCCAAUCGUCGUUUCCGAGGACGAUGCGAAGCGCGCGCGAGCUAAGGCUAAGCUGGGCAUGGCGAAGCUACAGCAGGGUCAGGCGAAGAAGGCCGUGUCUCUGUUCGAGAAGGCGGCUUCAAUCGACCCAGGGUGGUGGGGGGGUUUCUACUACGCAGCGCUCGCUCACGACGCCCUCGGAAACGCAGAAGCGGCCGCGGGUGCUUUGGUCUCCGCGCUGAGCGUCCCAGCCCCAACCGAGGAGAACGAGGUUGCAGGGCUGUCGGCGCUGUCUUCGAAGGUGUUGGCGGCGCUUAGCCGUGGGAAACAGGUACCGGUGGCGGCUGUUCUCAAGACUGCCAUGGAUACUUCAGGUUUGACGUUUGCGGUCGCACCGCCCACUCACGACCCACCAUCACAAAGGGACCUCGGUAACAGUGGAAACACCAAUUCGGUGUCAACCCAAGGCACCGGCGUCGGCGAACGCACCGCUAACAUGGGGGGCAGCGCGGUGGUAGAACGGACUAAUAGUCGCGGCACAGCAAAUAGACCUGGUCGGGAAGCUGACCUUGCUAGCCAAUUCGGGAGAGCAGACGAAGCUGCUGGUGCAAUUCCAAGCAGGGAAGGACGGGCGAGAGAGGGCUUGGAAAAUAUUGGCAAGGAGCUGCCUUCUUUAGGGCAACGUGGACCAGCUGGUGGCGACGACGGAGCACGACGAGCUGCAGGGGAAGACCGAACAUAUCCUGGAACCGCCCGAGGAACGGGGUCCGGAAGGCUGCAACGCGGUGAGGGGUCGCGGGCGCCCACCGAUCCGCUGGACCUAUGGAAUGAUCAGGAUUUGGAUAGAGGAAGAGAGGCACGGGGUGGUGGCGGUGGUAGUAGUAAUGCCCCGUCGACAUCCGACGUUGGGCACAGGAGACGUUGGGGGCAAAGCGGGGACGGAGAUUUCGGAGACGCGGCGGGUGGUAGCCAUGGUGCAGCUGCUCCUUCUCCUGGGAUUGGCGGGAGUGCUGGACCGCCCAUUAUGAUUGACUCGAAAGCGAGCGCAGAUGAUAUUUUGGCAAGUAUGGGGCUGAAAAGUGGGACUGGAUUGGGGUCAGACCGGCUGACCGCUGGUGGCGGAGCCAGGACCCCAGAAGAUAUGAUGGCUGCUGCGAGCAGUGGUGGUGGUAAUGGUGGUGACCAGCGGGAGAAGAAGGGAUUGUUCCGUCGCUUUUGGGAUAGACAAAGCAAACGAAAAGAGGGAUAAAGAACACAUAGAAUGAAGAAACAGAAAAUAGCGUGCUAGCAGUGUAGUUAUAUGUGUUGCGUACGGUUUUUUCGAGUGUUGUGAUUCGCAUGGGAUGUGGGUGUAAAAGUUUGGGUGUGGAAAUUAUCAUUUUUUCGGUUGGGAAAAUUGGCAAAUUCGGGUACUACAGAAGUUUUUUGGUUGUUGUCUUCACCUUCAUGAAGAAUCGUCCUUGCUCAGUA